Benincasa hispida (wax gourd) is the source of this 1960-nucleotide messenger RNA. Its product is annotated as benzaldehyde dehydrogenase, mitochondrial-like. The record is from RefSeq and is a predicted model, not a curated record. Gene Ontology annotation, molecular function: oxidoreductase activity, acting on the aldehyde or oxo group of donors, NAD or NADP as acceptor. NCBI's taxonomy places the organism in Eukaryota, Viridiplantae, Streptophyta, Magnoliopsida, Cucurbitales, Cucurbitaceae.
CUCAAAACUCCUUUAACUUUCAUAUAAUUACUUUAGUUACCGUUUCUUUUCAUAUAUUUUGGCCAAAACAGCCCCUCGUCUUCCCCGGCGUCUUCAAGCUCCCGGUUGCAACAAACAAUCUCCUCGCCACGGUUCCGGCGAUUCUUCUCCGAUCAGGGGUUAGGCUGUCCAAAAUCAAGAUUAAUUUAGAAAUUCCUCAAGAUCAUGGCGGUUCGGAGGAUGUCCUCGCUCUUAUCUCGUUCCCUUUCUUCUUCUCCGGCUCUCCUUUCCAAAGGGAGGAGGGGUUUCAUCAAUGGCAGAACAACGCCGAAAUAUAGCACUGUGGCUGCUGUUGAAGAUCCUAUUACUCCAUCUGUGAAAGUGAAUUAUACCCAGCUAUUAAUCAAUGGACAGUUUGUGGAUUCAGUCUCAGGAAAAACUUUUCCUACUUUGGAUCCAAGGACUGGGGAAGUCAUUGCAAAUGUUGCUGAAGGUGAUGCUAGAGAUGUUGAUAUUGCGGUUUCUGCUGCACGAAAGGCAUUUGAUGAAGGGCCUUGGCCUAAAAUGACUGCUUAUGAAAGAUCAAAGAUAAUUUUGCGGUUUGCUGAUUUGGUUGAAAAGCAUGUCGAAGAAGUUGCAGCACUCGAAACGUGGGACAAUGGGAAAACAUACGAACAGUCUGUAAAACUUGAAGUCCCGAUGUUCGUACGCCUCUUUCGAUACUAUGGCGGAUGGGCGGAUAAGAUCCAUGGACUCACAGUUCCUGCCGAUGGCUCGUAUCAUGUGCAGACCUUGCACGAACCUAUUGGCGUUGCGGGUCAGAUCAUUCCAUGGAACUUUCCUCUGGUCAUGUUUGCUUGGAAGGUUGGCCCAGCAUUAGCAUGUGGGAAUACUAUUGUUUUGAAGACAGCUGAGCAGACACCUUUGUCUGCUCUCCUUGUGGCUAAGCUAUUCCAUGAGGCUGGACUUCCUGAGGGCGUUCUGAAUAUUGUUUCUGGUUAUGGACCCACUGCUGGUGCUGCUCUUGCCAGUCAUAUGGAAGUUGAUAAGCUUGCUUUUACUGGAUCAACCGAAACAGGAAAGGUUGUACUUGAAUUAGCUGCAAAAAGCAAUCUGAAGCCAGUAACAUUGGAGCUUGGUGGAAAAUCCCCUUUCAUUGUAUGUGAGGAUGCUGAUGUAGACAAGGCUGUGGAGAUGGCACACUUUGCUCUCUUCUUCAACCAGGGACAAUGUUGCUGUGCUGGUUCUCGUACUUUCGUUCAUGAAAAAGUAUAUGACGAAUUUCUAGAAAAAGCAAGAAACCGAGCUGCAAACCGCGUUGUUGGUGAUCCAUUCCUAGGUGGGAUUGAGCAAGGUCCUCAGGUCGAUGGUGAACAAUUCAAAAAGAUAUUGAAAUAUAUAAAAUAUGGGAUUGAAGGAGGAGCCACUCUUGAAGCAGGAGGAGAAAGGUUUGGUUCCAAGGGUUACUAUGUCCAACCAACAGUUUUCUCAAAUGUCAAGGAUGACAUGAAAAUUGCACAGGAGGAGAUUUUUGGUCCUGUACAAACAAUCUUGAAAUACAAAGAGAUUGAUGAGGUGAUAAGGAGGGCAAAUGCUAGUCGUUAUGGACUGGCUGCUGGAGUGUUUACUCAAAGUAUCGACACAGCCAACCGGUUGACACGUGCGCUGAGAGUCGGGUCAGUGUGGAUCAAUUGCUUUGAUAUAUUUGAUGCUGCAGUUCCUUUUGGAGGGUACAAGAUGAGUGGACAUGGGAGAGAAAAGGGAAUUUACAGCCUUAGCAAUUACCUGCAAGUGAAGGCUGUUGUUACUCCUUUGGAAAACCCUGCUUGGCUUUAGGAUGGAUGGAUCCCCAUUGCAUACUUCUCUCCCUUUUCCUUUUCUUUUUGUUGUUCACAUUGUCACCAAUAAAUACAAGAGUCCAGAUUCCAUAAAUAAGUAUAAUAGAUCCUUUCUUAUUUAUCAAAUUAAAGCACGUUUGAAA